Molecule: messenger RNA, 4338 nt
Organism: Anarrhichthys ocellatus (wolf-eel)
Lineage: Eukaryota; Metazoa; Chordata; Actinopteri; Perciformes; Anarhichadidae
Gene: rnf40
Product: ring finger protein 40
Exons: 20
Coding region: 98-3076 (992 amino acids)
Cellular component (GO): nucleus; HULC complex
Molecular function (GO): metal ion binding; ubiquitin protein ligase activity
Source: RefSeq, a predicted model, not a curated record
AAAGUACUCUGCGGAAGUAGAUUGUCGCCAUUUCCGGUAGGUUCUCCAGACGCACUGAGUUAUAUUUCCAACCGCUCCUUGUGAAGGGGAAGGAAAGAUGUCAGGUGCUGGGGGAGGAAAACGUCCCUCAGGAGGGGACAGCCCCCCUGGCCCACCUGAGAAGAAGAGCAAAAAAGAGGAGAAAACCACCACCACUCUCAUUGAGCCCAUACGCAUAGCUGGAGUCUCCUCUACGGAGGAAAUGGACAUGAAGGUCCUCCAGUUCAAGAAUAAGAAGCUGUGUGAGCGCUUGGAGCAGCGGCAGACGAUGGAGGACGAGUUACGAGAGAAAAUUGAGAAGCUGGAGAAGAGACAAGCCACUGAUGACACCACCCUGCUGAUUGUCAACCGCUACUGGUCGCAGUUGGACGAGAACGUACACGUUCUACGCAAACGUAUUGAGCCAGAUGCUCCUGUGACAUCUACCCCGCCCGCGCCCCCUUUCCCUGAACCCACACCAACGGAGGAAGAUGGUGUCAAUCUGGUCUCACCAACUUCUGCUGUGCCUCCACCUCCACUCCCAGAGGGCCAGAAUGAGGGGGAGCAGGCAGAGCAGCAGGAAGAGCAGAAGCAGCCGCCACCUCCUACUGGGUCAGAAGAGUUGUUGACACCCACAGAGCCGCCAAAGGACUCAACAACAGAUUCAUCACUACCCCCUGCUCCGCUAAGUCACAAUGCCAAGGGCUUCCUGGCUACAUUAGAGCACAGCAGCGAGGAGGAGCUCACCCUGCACUUACAAGACCGCAUGCAAUUCAGCAAGGAAGCCAUUGCCUGCUUGGUCUGUGUCUUUGACAGGCUGCACAGCCGAAUUGACAACAUGUGCAAGCAAGUCCAACCUACAGCAUGUGAGGACGAUAGUCAGUCUGACAUCAUCCAUGUGAACAACACUCUGCUGGAGGAUAACACUCGACUGCGAGACCUGGCCACUCUGCUGCAGGGCCGACACCACAAGAUGUCCAUGGAGUACAAUGAGUUGGUGGACAAGGUGACCAGCUCUGAGACCAAAGUGUCAGAGAUGGAAACAACGGUGGAGGACUUGCAGUGGGACAUUGAGAAACUACGCAACAGGGAACAAAAGCUCAACAAACAUCUGGCAGAAGCCAUGGAGCAACUCAAGUCUGGAUACAGCAGCAGCGGCAGCUCAGGUGGACUUCCUGGAGGCCAGAUUACACUGAACAUUCAGAAGUUUGAGAGUCUCAAUGCAGAGCUGGAGCACAACCAGGAGUUGGCUAAUAGCCGCAUGGCAGAGUUGGAGAAACUGCAGGUGGAGCUCCAGGAGGCUGUGAGGGAGAGUGAGAAGCUCAAGAUGGACUUGCGGAAUAUUCCAGAAGAGGUUGUGAAGGAGACUCUAGAGUACAAAUGUCUACAGUCCCAAUUCUCGUUACUGUACAAUGAGUCCCUUGGGGUGAAAACCCAGCUGGAUGAGGCACGGGCCCUCCUGCUCACUGCCAAGAACGCCCACCUCCGACAGAUUGAGCACAUGGAGAGUGAUGAGCUGUCCCUUCAGAAGAAACUGCGGACUGAGGUAAUCCAGCUGGAGGAUACCCUGGCUCAGGUGCGCAAAGAGUACGAGAUGCUGCGCAUCGAGUUUGAGCAGAACCUGGCAGCCAAUGAGCAAGCAGGACCAAUCAACAGAGAGAUGCGUCAUUUAAUCAGCAGCCUUCAGAACCACAACUUGCAGUUGAAAGGUGACGUGCAGCGCUUUAAAAGGAAGUUACGGGAAACACAGAUGGAGAUCAAUAAGUUACGUUGUCAAAGUGGCGACACGGGGGUUCCGAUUCCAGAGGAGACGACGAGUGAAAGCGUUGACGUGAAGAAAGAGGAGGAUGAGGACCAGGAGGAGGAAGAGGAGAGGAGGAAGGAACUGGAGAGACAGCGGGCUCGGGAGAGGGAGAGAGAGAGGGAGACUGAGCGGGAACGAGAGAGGGAGCGGGAGAGAGAGAGGCAGCGCAGCGACGAGCUGAAGAGGAAGGACUCGGACACGCUGAAGAUGCUCAGAGUAGAACUCAAGAAAGCCCAGGAGUCCCAGAAAGAGAUGAAGCUGCUGUUAGACAUGUAUAAGUCGGCUCCAAAGGAGCAGAGGGACAAAGUGCAGCUCAUGGCAGCUGAACGGAAAUCUAAAGCGGAGGUGGAUGAGUUGAGGAUGCGAGUGCGCGAGCUGGAGGAGAGGGAGAGGAAAGAAAGCAAGAAGCUGGCUGAUGAAGAUGCCCUCAGGAAGAUUCGAGUGGCAGAAGAGACCAUCGAGCAUCUGCAAAAGAAACUCGCUGCCACAAAGCAGGAGGAGGAAGCCCUGCUUAGUGAGAUGGAUGUAACAGGCCAGGCCUUCGAGGACAUGCAGGAGCAGAACAGCCGCUUGUUGCAGCAGUUACGCGAGAAGGAUGACGCCAACUUCAAGCUGAUGAGUGAGCGAAUCAAAUCCAACCAGAUCUACAAGCUGCUGAAAGAGGAGAAGGAGGAGUUGGCAGACCAAGUUCUCACCUUCAAAACCCAGGUGGAUGCCCAGCUGUUGGUUGUGCAGAAGCUGGAGGAGAAAGAGGGCAUCCUCCAGAACACACUUGCUGCUCUGGAAAAAGAGCUGUCUGUUCGGUCACAAGCACUAGAACUCAACAAGAGGAAGGCGGUGGAGGCUGCCCAGCUGGCAGAGGACCUGAAGGUGCAGCUGGAGCACACACAGGCCAAGCUUAAGGAGAUCCAGGUCUCUGUGGCUGAGAACCGCAGUGCCCGGGAGAGGGAGAGCAGCAACCUGAAACGAGCACAGGAAGAUCUGUCGAGGCUGAGACGGAAGCUGGAGAAGCAGAAGAAGGUGGAGGUCUACUCCGAUGCUGAUGAGAUCCUGCAGGAGGAGAUCAACCAGUACAAGGCCAAGCUGCGCUGCCCCUGCUGCAACACACGCGACAAGGAGACGGUGCUCACCAAGUGUUUCCACGUAUUCUGCUACGAAUGUCUGAAGAUGCGUUACGACACCAGACAGAGGAAGUGCCCCAAGUGCAAUUGUGCCUUCGGAGCCAACGACUUUCACCGCAUCUACAUCACCUAAUUCACAGAGAGGCAGAGGAGUGAAAAACAGAAAACCGUAGACGGAACCAAAGGAGAGAAACUGAUAGAGAAAAGACAAAGGAACUGGAGAUUUAUUCAAAGAGGCCGACAGUUUGGGGAUAGCAGAUGAGAUGUGGUUCCCCGUUUUUAAUCUCUCUUUGGAAAGACUUGUUUUACCGAAUCAUUGCCAUUUGGUGACCAAACAGAUAGUGACACAUCUGACUGAGAGUGUUGUGCUGUAGUUAAUAAACGCAUUUGUUUGUGCACACAGUGAUAGUCUUACAUGUUCGUUUGCUCUGGACUGUUUGUUUUUUUUUGUCCUCCCCGUUCUGGCCAUUUAACACAUCCUCUCUUUAAACAAGCUGAGCACACUUUUAAGUAUUUCUUCUUCUUUUUUUUAAUGUAUUGAAAAACUUGGAUCUGCAGAGGUACACGGUGGACCUCAAUGAAGCAUUUCUUUGAAUACUUUUGUCCUGCUGGUUUUCAGAAAUCCCGCAAAAGCAGUGAAGCUGAAAUUAGAACUUCGAAAUUAAAAGAAACCAUGCUUUUAUAGCCUGCAUGUGUGAAACUAAAUAUGCUUCUAAUAUAUGAAGUACAACAGCCAGAGUUGUGCAACUUCCUUGGUUAAGCUAUAGUAUUAACAAUGCCAGAGACACGUCAGCGAGCUUGGCUCUCAGUCAGCACAUGCAGCACUGUUUGGAUCACCUUGGGCAAGGUCCUCCGUGUGUGUUCAUCCUGUUGCCAUGGUUCCUACUGGAGAGUUUGACACAACAUCUGCAGCUUAUAGUGCCUCAUUACGGAUGAAAUCACUGCAGUGGAAAGUCAGCUCAUAUGGGUGUCCUUAGUGGGCUGUGCUGCUCCAGGUCCUCUUAGACCGCUUUCCUAAAGGUUAGCCGUGACAGUAGAGUACAAAAACAUCUGUUUAACAACAUGCUUCUUACCUAAUUGGUCCAAUGAAACCCCUUUUCCUCUGUUCGGAUGAUGUGAACUAUUUACUGGGAGGUUGGUUAGCGUCUGUUUGACGUUAGCGCCUGUGGGGAAAGGCAGAUCGCACCAUGUAACACACACUAAAAGUUCCAGGCUGCAGAGGAAAAAAAGAGUACAUCUGUGAGAAUACGCUCAUCAGGCAUUUGGGAGCAGUUGAGUAAGACCCCUUAAAGAAUUGGCUAUAAUGUCGGCAAAAAUAAUAACUUGAUAGUUUUCAUUAGCAGUGGUUGUUUACUCAUGAAUAUGCAUAACCUGUCAUAAAUAAAUAAGUAGUUU